CUUAUCUCCACAACUGCAACUACAACUGUUUAAUCUCUCCACUGAAGGGACAUGUUUUCAGAUUGGUUAGGAAGGUGGAAGCUUGGCUGCAGUCAGACGCUAACGGCAGAGAAGUUGCAUCGUCUCACGGGAGAAGAAAGACGUGAGCUCACCUGAACAAGAUUAAGUGGGAGCCAUAAUGGUGAAACUUAAAGAGCAGCUCUGGACGACUCUAUUGGAACUAAAAGACGCCGAGUUCAAGCAGUUCAAGUGGUUCCUGAAGCAUGAUGACAUCCUGGAAGACUUUUCAGGCAUCCCAGAGGCUUUUUUGGAGAAGGCAGAAAGGUGUUACACAGUGGAUCUAAUGGUACAGAAAUAUCAGGAUCCUGGAGCUCUGAAGGUGACCUUAAAGGUGUUAGAAAAGAUCUACAGGAACGAUCUGGUGCAGCGUUUGGAAAAAUCCUUCUCAAGACUUCAAGACCUCAAAAACCAUGACUCUGUUCCUCUCAAAAGUGAUCAUGAAAGAAAGAAGGCCGAGCUGGGGGAUAAAAUUAAGCUGAUGAUCCAGGAGAGACAGAUGAAGAUCAGAGAAAUCAAACACUCCGCAGAGCUCAGCAACAAAUCUGCAGACAAACAUGUCGCAGACAGCGAGCGGGUCUUCGCUGUUUUGUUGCAGUCUGUUAAGAGAAGUUUGACUUAUCUUAUCAAGGCAAUUAAUGAAAAGCGAAAAACAGCACAGAAACAGGCCGACGACUUCAUCCGAGAGCUGGAGCAGGAAAUCUCCGAUUUGACAAAGACAAGCAAUAAGAUGGAGCAACUCUCACGCACCGAAAACCACCUCAACGUCCCCUUUGGCUCACUUCCUCUCACCAAGAACUGGACAGAAGUCAGCGUCCCUCCACCGUCAUAUGGAGGAAGUGUCGGGACAGCUGUGAAUCAGCUGCAGGAAGAAUUCAGCAAAGAGAAAGAGAAGCUGAUCGCCAAGGCCAAGCUGCACAGGGUCCAGCAGUUUGCAAAGGAUGUGACUCUAGAUCCUGAUACAGCAAAUCCCAACCUCAUUUUGUCUGAGGACGGGAAACAGGUUUACUGUGGUGACGUAAAACAAAACCUCCCAGACAACCCAGAAAGAUUUAAUUGUGCCGCAAAUGUCUUGGGAAAGCAGAGCUUCUCUUCAGGAAGAUUUUACUACGAGGCUCAAGUUGAAGGGAAGACUUCUUGGGAUUUAGGUGUCGUCAAAGAGUCUAUCGACAGAAAGCUAUCGGUCACAGCAAACCCUACAAAUGGCUACUGGACGAUAUGUUUAAGGGAUGCAGAUAAGUACAGAACGGCUGCUGUCCAUCUCAGUGUAAAAUAUCCGCCAAAGAAGGUGGGUGUGUUUGUGGAUUACGAGAAGGGUUUGGUCUCCUUUUUUGACGUAGAUUCUGCAGACCUUAUCCACUCCUUUACUGACUGUUCCUUCACGGAGAAACUCUACCCAUUCUUCAGCCCUGGUCUUCAUUAUGAGGGCAAAAACUCAACCCCUCUGAUCGUCUCCCCUGUCAAUUACACUGAUUAGAUUUUCAGCAACUUCACUAUUUCCCCAUAAACUUCAAUAUAUUCAUGUUCAUAUAUUUUGCUAUUUAUGUAUUUUAUCUGUUUUUAAAUGUACAUAACUUCUGGUUUUAAGUGUCUUUGAGUGUCCUGAAAAGCACUAUAGAAAUAAAAUGUAUUAUUAUUAUGAUUAUUACUAAUAAUACGAGAAGAGUAGCUUUGAAACUGUCAGAAAAUGUACUGGGGUUUGGUUGUAGUAACAGAUUGUGCCACUAGAUGGUGCCACUUUCUCUUUGAUGAAAUGGAGUUACAGAUUCGGCCUCACUCUGCUCACUGCUACAGUCUCCAGAGUGAUUAUUUCCCCUAAGGAAGGAGUUGGGAUGUGCAUAUUGAUAUUCAACCACUAAUGUGUGUAUAUAGAAGGUACUACCUGGCAUUGUAUGGUUAAUGAAUACCGCACAAUAAAGUAACAGUGAGAAAA
Messenger RNA from Micropterus dolomieu (smallmouth bass), 1990 nucleotides. Its product is annotated as E3 ubiquitin-protein ligase TRIM39-like. The record is from RefSeq and is a predicted model, not a curated record. Gene Ontology annotation, molecular function: protein binding. The transcript has 5 exons. The coding region runs from base 179 to 1534 and encodes 451 amino acids. Lineage: Eukaryota; Metazoa; Chordata; Actinopteri; Centrarchiformes; Centrarchidae.